Molecule: messenger RNA, 338 nt
Organism: Hylaeus volcanicus
Lineage: Eukaryota; Metazoa; Arthropoda; Insecta; Hymenoptera; Colletidae
Product: lachesin-like
Exons: 2
Biological process (GO): synapse organization
Cellular component (GO): neuron projection membrane
Source: RefSeq, a predicted model, not a curated record
CGUUGAAACAUCGAAAACUACGAUCGGACGCUGUUUCACAAGAUGGCUGACGUAGAAAUGCCAGAAAACUUGCAACUUCGACCAAGUACGCUGCUUCAUCGGUGCAUAAAUGAAAGAAACAAUAUCGGUGUCGUGGAUGCGGAAAAGGGACAUGCACAUCCUGAGCGCUGGUAUCCUCAUGUACACGUCGGAUCUGAGGUUCCAAGUGAUCCAUCCGGACAAGUCGGAACACUGGACUCUGCAAAUCAAGUCGCCUCAGGAACGGGACUCCGGCGUGUACGAGUGCCAGGUCAGCACGGAGCCGAAGAUGUCGCUGAACUACAGCCUGAACGUCGUCG